Molecule: messenger RNA, 499 nt
Organism: Chrysochloris asiatica (Cape golden mole)
Lineage: Eukaryota; Metazoa; Chordata; Mammalia; Afrosoricida; Chrysochloridae
Gene: LBH
Product: limb bud and heart development
Exons: 3
Coding region: 182-499 (105 amino acids)
Biological process (GO): positive regulation of DNA-templated transcription
Cellular component (GO): nucleus
Source: RefSeq, a predicted model, not a curated record
GACGCCGUUGGCUGUGCGGUUGUCUUGGGAAGGCGGACCGGCGAACGCCCAGUGCUCGCACUCGGCCGCCUGCCUCCCUCCUUGCCUGCCGUGCGUCUGUCUGCGCCCGUGUCAUCCUUGCUCGGGACGCGGUGACCGUUUUUAAAUCACAAGGGCGUGGGUCAGCCUCCCCUAGGACUUCAUGUCUGUAUAUUUCCCCAUUCACUGCCCUGACUAUCUGAGAUCAGCCGAGAUGACUGAAGUGAUGAUGAACACCCAAUCCAUGGAGGAGAUUGGACUCAACCCCCGAAAGGAUGGUCUUUCUUAUCAGAUCUUCCCUGACCCAUCGGACUUUGACCGUUGCUGCAAACUGAAGGACCGCCUGCCCUCCAUAGUGGUGGAGCCUACGGAGGGGGAGGUGGAGAGUGGGGAGCUCCGGUGGCCCCCCGAGGAGUUUCUGGUCCAGGAAGAUGAGCAAGAAAACUGUGAAGAGAAAACGAAAGAAACCAAGGAGCAGUAG